This is a messenger RNA of Triplophysa rosa, 2210 nucleotides long. It is a transcript of the gene sec61a1b, whose product is annotated as SEC61 translocon subunit alpha 1b. Gene Ontology annotation, cellular component: membrane; Sec61 translocon complex. Gene Ontology annotation, biological process: SRP-dependent cotranslational protein targeting to membrane, translocation; post-translational protein targeting to membrane, translocation. The transcript has 12 exons. NCBI's taxonomy places the organism in Eukaryota, Metazoa, Chordata, Actinopteri, Cypriniformes, Nemacheilidae. The record is from RefSeq and is a predicted model, not a curated record. Gene Ontology annotation, molecular function: transmembrane protein transporter activity; signal sequence receptor activity; ribosome binding. Bases 102 to 1532 code for a protein of 476 amino acids.
UGUAUUUGUGCUCUGGCUGAUGACGUGUCCUGAACACGUUCUUCAUAGGAUCUGUUGACUGCUAACCGCUAUACUGAAAUCGUCGUCAACAGGACACCGCCAUGGGCAUUAAAUUCUUAGAAGUGAUAAAGCCGUUUUGUGCUGUUUUACCCGAGAUCCAGAAACCAGAGAGGAGGAUUCAGUUCAGAGAAAAAGUGCUAUGGACCGCGAUCACCUUGUUUAUAUUUCUGGUGUGCUGCCAGAUUCCUCUUUUUGGUAUCAUGUCGUCAGAUUCUGCCGACCCAUUUUACUGGAUGAGAGUCAUCCUGGCAUCCAACAGAGGUACUCUGAUGGAGUUGGGUAUCUCUCCCAUUGUGACCUCUGGUUUGAUAAUGCAGCUGCUUGCUGGAGCUAAAAUCAUUGAGGUUGGAGACACACCUAAAGACAGAGCGCUCUUCAAUGGAGCUCAGAAACUUUUUGGCAUGAUCAUCACCAUUGGUCAAGCUAUUGUCUAUGUGAUGACUGGGAUGUAUGGAGACCCUUCAGAGAUGGGUGCUGGAAUCUGCCUUCUCAUCAUCAUCCAGUUGUUUGUGGCAGGUUUGAUUGUAUUGCUGCUGGAUGAGUUGCUUCAGAAGGGUUACGGAUUGGGCUCCGGUAUCUCUCUCUUCAUCGCCACCAACAUCUGUGAGACCAUCGUAUGGAAAGCGUUUAGCCCAACCACAGUCAACACAGGAAGAGGUACUGAGUUUGAGGGGUCAAUUAUUGCUCUGUUCCACCUGCUGGCCACUCGUACCGAUAAAGUGCGAGCCCUGAGAGAGGCCUUCUACAGACAGAACCUGCCUAACCUCCUGAACCUCAUCGCUACGGUCUUCGUCUUUGCUGUGGUCAUAUACUUCCAGGGCUUCAGAGUUGACCUCCCCAUUAAAUCUGCACGCUAUCGUGGCCAGUACAACACAUAUCCCAUCAAGCUUUUCUACACCUCCAACAUUCCCAUCAUCCUACAGUCGGCACUGGUGUCCAACCUCUACGUCAUCUCUCAGAUGCUCUCCACUCGCUUCAGCGGGAACUUCCUGGUCAACCUGCUGGGGACUUGGUCUGAUACCUCAAGCGGAGGUCCAGCGCGUGCCUACCCUGUAGGUGGUCUGUGCUACUACCUCUCUCCCCCAGAAUCAUUCGGCACGGUUUUGGAGGAUCCGGUCCACGCUGUCAUUUACAUUAUAUUCAUGCUGGGAUCUUGUGCAUUCUUCUCCAAGACAUGGAUUGAAGUAUCUGGAUCAUCAGCCAAAGAUGUUGCCAAACAGCUGAAAGAACAGCAGAUGGUUAUGAGGGGACACAGAGAAACCUCUAUGGUUCAUGAACUUAACAGGUACAUCCCAACAGCAGCUGCCUUUGGGGGUCUAUGUAUAGGAGGCCUCUCCGUUAUGGCCGACUUCCUGGGAGCCAUCGGAUCCGGAACUGGAAUCCUAUUGGCCGUGACCAUCAUCUAUCAGUACUUUGAGAUCUUUGUCAAGGAACAGAGUGAAAUGGGCAGUAUGGGUGCUCUCCUGUUUUAAGGCUCCACUUGAGACUGAAUGAAUUUGUAUGGGUUAAGUUCUUUUUAUAUGAAUUUGGAUUUAGCAAAUGCACAAAUUCAAUGUUGUACAUCACAGAUGUGCUUCCACAGUGCAUCAGAACCUGACUUCACCCAUAACGGCUUGCCGAGCUGCAGAUUGGAUAUUGUUUUGUUUUCUCUUGCGGGGUGGGGGGGGGAGAAUGUGGCAGCUUGUUAUCUCAUAUUAAGCAGGAGAAUGGUCAUUAAUUUCACCUUCAGACAAACCUUUUCCCAUAUGUCCCUAGCUAGUAUCUAUCUGGGAUUCUAUUCUAUUACAAACUAGAAAUGUGUGGAUUGAUGAAAUGUGUCCAAACUUGUACACUACACUACAAGGUAAAUACAACGUUAUACCAUAGAGAGCACCGACACAGUGUAAAUAAAGACAGAUUUUAGGAGUGAUGUUGUGCACAUUUGCUUCUUGUGGCUUUUGUGUGGGCUGAGUGCGUAAAAGUGUUUGUAUUCAGUUGGUCUAAAUGUUUGAAGAGAUGCUUGGGUUGGAUUUGCCAACAAACUUCCAUUGUAUUUAUGUAUGAUAUUUUUCUUGUAUCUACAUGUCAUUGUAGCCAUACUAUCUUUUCUUGGACCAAAUGCUGCAUAUACUGCCUAUUAAAACAUAUGCCAGUGUUAUUUUGAGAGGGUA